This is a messenger RNA of Nezara viridula (southern green stink bug), 940 nucleotides long. Lineage: Eukaryota; Metazoa; Arthropoda; Insecta; Hemiptera; Pentatomidae. The record is from the annotation of a GenBank genome assembly.
GUGACAGUUUGUACUCCGAAAUAGCUUUCACUUUUUGACUAAACUAAUUUUGAAAAAUGGUUAAGAAAAGAAGGUUGGGGAGUGCUUCUAAAGGUGUAAAGUCUAGAGACCGAUCUCCACAGAGCGGUGAUGAAAUUAUAUCUGCAAGGGAUAGGUUCAAAGGAGCUCUGCAGGAUCUUCUCCCGCACAGUGAUGAAGAAAGUGAUAUCAGCGAUGAGGAGCAAUGGGCUUCCAAGUCAAAGCGUAUAAACAUUCAUAAAAAGAAGCAGCAAGUGGAGAAACCUCCAGAAGACACUUCAAAUAAAUGCCAACAGACAUUUGUUAUGAAAAUGUUCGACCGUAGUGUUGAUCUGGCCCAAUUCACGGAGAACACACCUCUUUACCCGAUAUGUAGGGCAUGGAUUGCCAAUCAACCUAGCAAGAUCUAUAAUAUCAAAAAAGAACCUUUGCUGGAGAUUAAAGAAGAGCCGGGAUUCCAAUAUCCUAAGGACGAGAAUGACUUCGACAAUGUUCGGGACACUUACAGGUUGCCUCUUCCAGAUCUUCCUGUUAGCGAUAUCCAAUGGAGGAUACCAGAUUUGAUUCAAUACGAGAGCAAAUUUAUUAACAUGCAACAGGAAGGUGUGGAGCCUCCGUCAAAGGAUGAAAUUCUUCAGGAUAAUCUUGCUCAUUGGAGCAAAGUUCGUAAGAGCUGGAUGGAAGCCUCGACUAGAAACGAUAGCAGAUAUAGAAAGAGUAUCACAAUUCUUAGUGCCAUGUACAACAAGGCUCAGAGACAAUUCCAAACUUGAAGUAGAGAAAAAUUUUAUUUAAUUCAGAAUAAGUGCUUGUUUGUAUAUUAUUUACUUCCUUUUUUUAAAAUUAUUGUCAAUUGAAUAUUUGAAUAUGCAUUAUAGGACUUAUUAGUAUUCAUUAUUGGAAAAAUAUGAUUUUUCAUGGG